Dacryopinax primogenitus is the source of this 541-nucleotide messenger RNA. RefSeq lists its product as uncharacterized. The record is from RefSeq and is a predicted model, not a curated record. Bases 77 to 232 code for a protein of 51 amino acids. The transcript has a single exon. Lineage: Eukaryota; Fungi; Basidiomycota; Dacrymycetes; Dacrymycetales; Dacrymycetaceae.
GGAUGCGUGAGAGAGUACAGAGCUGAGGGAGAGGAGUGAGGGCGAGGGAUGAUGAGAAAUUUUCUGUCGGCCGACGAUGGGCACUGGCGGUAAAGCCGGACUUCGCGAACCUGUGCCUAGGCUUGAAGAGUCGGACGAGGAAGAUAACAACGUCGCAGAUCUCGACGUAAAGGCAGCCUGGUCCUCGUUGCCAUUGGUAGGCAGGGUCAUACCGGAACUCGUCGUCUGCUGACAACAGAUUCCUCACUAGGCUUGGUAUAAGGAAGAGAGGAGAGCCUUGCGUCGUCAGGUAGCCCAAUUGCAAAUAAUAGCGGGGCGUUCCGGUCACGAUUGAAUUGCAAUCGACUCCAGAUGCCAAUGUCAAUGUGAAUGCGUUUCAAUGCCCGUAGUGUGUUUGAGAUUUCGAAACGAGGAAAGGACAAAAGGCAAGAAUGGAAUAGGACUGGAGGGAGAUGAAAUGGAGAGAGCGCAUGCCGGGAGAAGUAAGGAAAUACUAGAGAUGCCCAAUGUAAAGUUUGUCCAACGUGUGAUCGUCGGGGAC